Messenger RNA from Rangifer tarandus platyrhynchus (Svalbard reindeer), 261 nucleotides. NCBI's taxonomy places the organism in Eukaryota, Metazoa, Chordata, Mammalia, Artiodactyla, Cervidae. The record is from the annotation of a GenBank genome assembly.
AUGGGGGGGCGAGGGCAGUCAGCGCCAGGAGCUGAGCCAGCCGAGAGCAACCUGAUCGAGCAGGAAACAGGCCUGCCGCCAGACAAAGCAUCACCCAGCACCUGGAGCCUUUGUUCCCUAGCUGCCCGUUGCAAACUUUCCCAGGCACCUGCAGCCGGGCCUCAGGAGCACCUGGGCCAGGAAGGGGCUCCCACGGGAUCUGGUUUUUCUGCAAAAGGGAGUGGCCUGACUUGUUACCGGGAGGGAGGUCUUGUGACAUAA